Platichthys flesus (European flounder) is the source of this 2363-nucleotide messenger RNA. It is a transcript of the gene ddx18, whose product is annotated as DEAD (Asp-Glu-Ala-Asp) box polypeptide 18. Gene Ontology annotation, biological process: maturation of LSU-rRNA from tricistronic rRNA transcript (SSU-rRNA, 5.8S rRNA, LSU-rRNA). The record is from RefSeq and is a predicted model, not a curated record. The coding region runs from base 56 to 2032 and encodes 658 amino acids. The transcript is spliced from 14 exons. Lineage: Eukaryota; Metazoa; Chordata; Actinopteri; Pleuronectiformes; Pleuronectidae. Gene Ontology annotation, molecular function: nucleic acid binding; ATP binding; RNA helicase activity. Gene Ontology annotation, cellular component: nucleolus.
CUUCUGAGGGUCCUUCCGUGAAAACCACACACACGUGUCGCUGUGCGCCGGAACCAUGGCGGACCUGCAGAUGAAGCUGCUGCGCAAGAAGAUUGAGAAGAGAAACGUGAAGAACAAGGAGCGGAAGCUGCUGAGGAAACAGACAGAAGACGACGAGGCCGUAAAUUCCAACGGGCUGCUAGACGCAUGUUCUGAAGAACCAACAACCUCCUGUGUGACGGACGAGGUGUCCAAGGAGGAGAAAGAUGGACCAGUGGACGACACCCCCACAGAGACAGCACCUACUCAGAAGAAGAAGACUAAGAAGAAACGGAAGCUCGCUGACACUCAUGAAUCACCAGCUGAGAAGAAGACCAAAGCAACAGAGGAUGAGGAAGAGGAGGAGGAGGAAGCAGCAGGUGUAAUAGAUGAGGAUGGAGAACCAGCUACUGAUGAGGUAGAGGAGGAGGAGGAGGAGAAGAAGGAUGACGGUAGUCUUGAGGGCGAUGACGGAGAGGAAGAUCAACCACAAUUACCAGCUGGUCUAACAGGGGCGUUUGAGGACACAUCGUUUGCGUCUCUUGCUGGGCUGGUGAGCGACAACACCCUGAGAGGAGUAAAGGAGAUGAGCUUUGAACACAUGACUGAGAUUCAGCAUAAAAGCAUCCGCCCCCUGCUGGAAGGAAGGGACGUGCUCGCUGCAGCGAAGACGGGCAGUGGUAAGACGUUGGCCUUCCUGAUCCCAUCGAUAGAGCUCAUCUACAAACUCAAGUUCAUGCCCAGGAAUGGCACCGGAGUGGUGGUCCUCUCGCCCACACGGGAGUUGGCCAUGCAGACCUACGGCGUGCUGAAGGAGCUCAUGACGUUUCACGUGCACACCUACGGUCUGGUGAUGGGAGGCAGCAACAGAUCAGCUGAGGCUCAGAGACUCGUCAAUGGUGUGAACCUCCUGGUGGCCACACCCGGUCGCCUGCUGGACCAUCUACAGAAUACUCCCGGCUUCAUGUACAAGAACCUCCAGUGUCUGAUCAUCGACGAGGCCGACCGCAUCCUGGAGGUCGGCUUCGAGGAGGAGCUGAAGCAGAUCAUCAAACUGCUGCCGAAGAAGAGGCAGACGAUGCUGUUCUCAGCCACUCAGACCCGGAAGGUGGAGGACCUGGCUCGCAUCUCGCUGAAGAAGGAGCCCCUGUGGGUCGGGGUGGAUGAGAACAAAGACAACGCGACGGUUGAUGGUCUGGAGCAGGGCUAUGUGGUGUGCCCGUCAGAGAAGAGAUUCCUGCUGCUCUUCACCUUCCUGAAGAAGAACCGCAAGAAGAAGCUCAUGGUCUUCUUCUCUUCUUGUAUGUCUGUGAAAUUCCACUAUGAGCUGCUCAACUACAUCGACCUGCCUGUGUUGGCGAUUCAUGGGAAGCAGAAGCAGACCAAACGUACCACCACCUUCUUCCAGUUCUGUAACGCAGACUCAGGCAUCCUGCUGUGCACAGACGUGGCCGCUCGAGGCCUGGACAUCCCCGAGGUGGACUGGAUCGUCCAGUAUGACCCCCCAGAUGACCCCACGGAGUACAUCCACAGGGUCGGCAGAACGGCUCGAGGCAUCAACGGCAGCGGCCACGCUCUCCUCAUCCUCCGGCCAGAGGAGCUCGGCUUCCUCCGCUUCCUCAAACAGGCCAAGGUCCCACUGAGCGAGUUUGAAUUUUCCUGGACUAAAAUCUCUGAUAUCCAGUCUCAGCUGGAGAAACUGAUCGAGAAGAACUACUACCUCCACAAGUCGGCGCAGGAAGCCUACAAGUCGUAUGUGAGGGCGUACGACUCCCACUCGCUCAAACAGAUCUACAGCGUCAACACGCUCAACCUGCCGAUGGUGUCGGCCUCGUUCGGAUUCAAGGUUCCACCAUACGUCGACCUGAACUCCAGCAGCAGCAGAGGUGUGAAGAUACAGAAGCGAGGAGGCGGAGGCGGGUUUGGAUAUUCAAAGUCAUGGGCCGGACAAAAAGCCAGAGUCUUCAAGCACGUCAACAAAGGAAAAGGCGACAAGAGGCAGUUCUCCCGCUGAGGCCUGUGAUGGACCGAUUCCUCCACUGUCAUUAGAACUGACCUUUUUAUUACAUGAACUUCCUGCUGGGACCAGUGAGUGGGGCACGUCUCCCAGUUCACUGCUAAACCCAGUUUCCUCCUAACUUGUGUCAGAGAAUUGAGUUUGGAAGAAAUCCUCUGUGGACUCUGCUCGACAACAAGACUCAAUAUUUUAGUUUCCUCGUUGUAUCUGACAAAUCUCUUUAUCGACUUUGAAUAUAUUUACUUUGCUUCCUUCAUUGACUUGUUAAGACUUUGUAAAUUCUAAGUACAAUAGAAUAACGUGAUAUAAACCAUGUGUCUGUAUUCGA